AUGACAACAAUACCCCUACACCAUCUAUUUUACAACAAAGCAAACCACACACCACUCCGGCGCCGGCCGGCCGGCGAAACACCACCCCCAUCAGAAUCCACCCGGUUCGAAACUACCCGAACCGGCGAAGCUUCGCGGCCCGGACAACCGGAUUUUCCCUGGCGAUCGCCUCCCUGCCGGCCGCCUUAUAGUCGUAGCCGCAGUCGUGCCGAUCCGAGUACCUGUGCUCCGAACAGAACACGUCGCCGCACCUGCACCGAAAACCCAUCAGCCCGACCCUCUUCCUGCAGCCCGAACCGGAGCAACGGUUCGCCUCCCUCGGUCUCUUCAGAUUCACCAUCUGGCGAGCCGGCGGAGCUGGAUCCUGGAUUGGAAGCCGGUGGCUUCGGAUCCGACGCCUCCGGCGGAGAUCGGGCGGCGGGAGGCUGGGUGGCGUGGAUCGGCGGCGGCGGGGCGCAGAUGGAUAUGUUUUCGGGGACUUUGAGCUCGGUUUCUUCCUUCUCCAUGUUCUGGGCGGCCAUGGCUUCAGCCGCCUUUGAUCCGCCGCCUCCAGCUGUUUCCGCCACCGCCUCCUCACCGUGUAAGAAAAUUAGUGAUGCAAGUGAAGGAUUACAGAGGUACCUAGAUUUGGUGAACAGCUUGGUAUUUCCAUAUGAUGUGAACAUGUGA
Striga asiatica is the source of this 669-nucleotide messenger RNA. NCBI's taxonomy places the organism in Eukaryota, Viridiplantae, Streptophyta, Magnoliopsida, Lamiales, Orobanchaceae. The record is from the annotation of a GenBank genome assembly.